This is a messenger RNA of Macrobrachium nipponense, 1677 nucleotides long. RefSeq lists its product as uncharacterized. The coding region runs from base 1 to 1677 and encodes 558 amino acids. Gene Ontology annotation, biological process: DNA integration. Gene Ontology annotation, molecular function: nucleic acid binding. The transcript has 4 exons. Lineage: Eukaryota; Metazoa; Arthropoda; Malacostraca; Decapoda; Palaemonidae. The record is from RefSeq and is a predicted model, not a curated record.
AUGGUUGUAGCUGAAAAGAAAAAUAAGGAUUUAAGAAUUUGUAUUGAUCCACAAGCUUUAAACAAGUCUCUGAAAAGGGAACAUCAUCCUACCCCUGUAAUUGAUGAUAUUCUACCCCAACUGACAAAGGCAAAGGUUUUUUCAUCUUCUGAUUUGGCCAAUGGGUAUUGGCAUUGUGUUCUUGAUGAAAAAUCUAGUUUUUUAACCACUUUUCAAACCCCUUUUGGUCACUACAGGUGGCUCAGACUACCAUUCGGUUUAAAUGUUAGUGGUGAGAUUUUCCAAAAACAGUUACUCUUGAAUCUUGAGAAUCUUGAUGGUGUUGUAUGUAUUGCUGAUGAUGUUAUAAUUUAUGGUGUAGGUGAAACGUAUGAGGAAGCUGUUAAAGUCCAUGAUAGUAAGAUAAUCAAGUUUUUGGAAAGGUGCCAGGCUAAGGGUAUAAAACUUAAUAAGUCUAAGGCCGUAUUAAGAAAAUCUGAAAUCGCUUUCUUAGGUUAUGAAAUCACAAGUAAAGGUCUCAUGCCGGACCCUAAAAAGGUGGAAGCUAUACUGAAUAUGAAACCACCAACUGAUGUAACUGGUGUUAAAGAGUUUACAGUCUUAGAAAAAUUUCAUGAGUAUGUCUAUGGUCGUAAAAUAAUUGUUGAGAGUGAUCACAAACCUAUUGCUAGUAUUGUUUUGAAACCCUUGUGUAAUGCUCCCAAGCGACUGCAAGGAAUGUUGCUUAACAUUCUACAGUACGAUGUUGAAAUCAUACAUAAAAAAGGUAAGGAAAUGUAUGUGGCUGAUGCACUCUCAAGAUCUUAUUUGCCAUUAGAUAAUUAUAAAGAAAGUGAAUUUGAGCAAGUUAACAUGCUUGAUUAUUUGCCAGAAACUUUAAUUAAUCAUGAAAUUGCUGAUCGGCCAUGGCAAAAGGUUGGAGUUGAUCUAAUGAGUAUUGAAAAGCAUAAUUAUCUUAUAACUGUUGAUUACUUCAGCAAUUUUUGGGAAAUUGACUACCUAGAAAACACAUUAGCCAGUACAGUGAUUAGAAAACUUAAAUCUCAUUUUGCUAGGUAUGGAUUGCCCUGUGUAUUGAUUAGUGAUAAUGGACCCCAAUUUGUAAAUGAGAAUUUCAAACAGUUUGCAACUGAUUAUGAUUACGAGCAUAGGACAAGUAGCCCCACACAUGCCCAAUCUAAUGGUAUGGUCGAAUCUGCAGUGAAAACAUCUAAACGUUUAAUUAGAAAAGCUGUUGAAAGUAAUAAAGAUCCCUAUCUAGCCAUUUUGGACCAUAGGAAUACUCCUACUAGUGAUAAAGACGCCAGCCCAUCACAGUAUAACCUAGGUAGGAGAACACGUACCAAAUUACCAAUGUUAUCCAAGUUACUUGAAAAUCAAAAUGUAAAUUUAGAGUUGGCUAAGGCCUGGGAAAAAGGAAAAGUUGUGGAACGAUUAGAUGAAAGGUCUUAUCUAAUUGAAAGUGAAGGCAAGCUAUUUAGAAGGAAUAGAGUUCAGUUGAAAGAAACCCCAAGUGAUGUGCAUAUGCCAAAGGUAAAUGAACCAGUAACUAUUGACAUUAUUGGUAAUGAAAUUGAAACUCCUGUCAAAGUGGAAAAUAAAGUUGAAAGUGACAGACAAACAAGGUCAACCAGAAAUAAAUUACCUUCUAAGUAUUCUCAUUAUGAAAUGUAUUGA